Messenger RNA from Penicillium riverlandense, 1575 nucleotides. RefSeq names its product protein kinase PKP2. Gene Ontology annotation, cellular component: membrane; mitochondrion. Lineage: Eukaryota; Fungi; Ascomycota; Eurotiomycetes; Eurotiales; Aspergillaceae. The coding region runs from base 1 to 1575 and encodes 524 amino acids. The transcript has 7 exons. Gene Ontology annotation, molecular function: pyruvate dehydrogenase (acetyl-transferring) kinase activity. Gene Ontology annotation, biological process: regulation of glucose metabolic process; protein phosphorylation. The record is from RefSeq and is a predicted model, not a curated record.
AUGGCCUCGAUGCACCCGUAUCCCUCCGAGCUUGAUGCUGACCCUCUAUGGACCAGAUGGGUAGAGCGGGCCAUCCGACCGAUCAGUUUGCGCCAGUUGACCUUCUUCGGUCGCACCCUAACAGAGCCCCGACUCAUCUCCUCGGCAAACUACGUGCGCACCGAGCUACCCACCCGCAUUGCCCAUCGUCUCCGAGACAUCCAACAGCUGCCCUAUGUGGUAGUCUCUAACCCGCAUCUCUCCAUGGUGUAUGAGCUCUACUACAAAGCAUUCGAGAAGUUCCGAGUCAUUCCCGAGAUCUGCAGCCUCGAUGAUAACGACCGGCUCUGCGACGUGCUGCGGGAGACGCUCAAGGAGCACCUGGUGGUGAUCCCGAACCUGGCCAUGGGGGUGCUGGAGUGCCGCGAGCUCGUUCCGCCCGAUGAGAUGGACCGGUUCAUGAACACUUUAUUGCGAGCGCGAAUAUCUCGCCGUGUGAUUGCGGAACAGCACCUGGCCUUGACCGAAACCUUUAAUUCGCCUUGGCAUUUCCCGGACUCGCACGAACGAACCGAUAUGAAUGCCGACUUUGUGGGCGAGGUGUUCUUGAAGUGCAAUGCGAAAGAGGUGGUCGAGCGGUGCGGCAAGGUUGCCCAGGAUCUGAUGUGGAAGAGCUCCGAUUCGACCAAAAUCCCCGCCAUCACCGUGCAGGGCCAUCUGGAGGCGACCUUCCCAUAUAUUUUGAGUCAUCUCGAGUACAUUGUGGGCGAACUGCUGCGCAACUCGGUGCAGGCGGUCAUCGAGAAAUACCAGCAUUCGACCGGACCGCCGCCGCCCAUUGAGGUGCUCAUCUGCGAGACCCCCCAGCAUGUGAUCAUGCGCAUUUCCGACCAGGGCGGAGGCAUCCCGCGUGAGAUUCUGCCCUACCUGUGGUCCUUCAGCAAGGGGCCUCGCACGCAGACCCGGCUGGAGAACCUGGGCCAGGUGCCGGCGAUGGCGGCCACCAUGCAGGAGCUGCAGGUCUCGCAGGGGCGCAAGCACGCGGACCGCGACACCUUCCACGAAGGGUCGCUGGACACGCUGACGUCGAGGCCACCGAAUCUGCGGCUGGGCAUGGGCCUGCCGAUGAGUCGGGUGUAUGCCGAGUACUGGGCUGGGAGUCUGGAAUUGCACAGUCUGGAGGGCUACGGGGUGGAUGCGUUCCUGCAGAUCUCCAAGCUAGGCAACAAGAAUGAGCAGGUGACGACGCGGGCGAGCAUUGAUGCGAAUCUGGCGGCGAGUGUGGCGACUCCUUUGACCUUGAUCAUGGCUGGUACUUGUUCUAUGCUCUGCCUGGUGAUCAUCACCUUGUUCAUCCCACCGCUCGGCGUCUUCCUCAUCUCCGGCUGUGGUGUUGAUUUCUGGAUCAAUGUCCUCCUCACGAUUCUCGGCUACUUCCCGGGCCACAUCCACGCGUUCUACCUGGAAUACGUCUACUAUGACCGCCGCAAUCGCGACCCUAUGACUCGUGCCUACCAACGUCCCGCACCGGGUGUGUACUCCGACCGUAUUCAGAACGGAGGCAAUAGCAACCAGCGGAAUUAUGGGACCCUGUAA